CUCUUUCCUAGGUGAGAGAGUGCAAGGUAGUCAGAAGGCUGGGGCCUGUCUGAAAGCUAUUAUUGGAGGGGUGGGGGUGGCAUGCCAAUCUAGCCCACUUGCAUUAUUGCCCCCUUCAUCCCACCCCAUCUCCCUGCUUCUUACCAACCUCCCCCCACCCCCAACAAGUCCUAAAUCCCAGUAACAACCCACACCCGGAGUACCAGUUUAAGGGGGUUCAGAGGCGACACGAGAAUAUAAAGUCCACCUGCCUCCUAAUAAUAUAUUAACUUCAAAAAAACCAAAGAGCAUCAUUAGUACCUUAAAGGCGUACUUCUCAGGUUUCCCCUUCUCUUAGGGGAGAUGUGCGCUACGGAAAGCCGCCGGGCAAGCGCAGGCCAAGGUAUUGGGGCCGGACUCGCGCCCCCUCUGGCGGCCACGCGAGGCCCUUGAUGGCUGGGGACGCGACUUCCCCGCCCCCUCCAACAGGAGCCAAUGGGAGCCCAAGGCCCCGCCCUCUAAGCCCUCGCCUCGGGAGCGUAUUUAGAAGCCAAGUGCUCAGGAAAGCUCUCGGAGAGAGCUGGGGAAGCCCGAGAAGGGAGUGGUGAGUGGAGCGCGGCUCUACUUCUCAACCGGGAACCGGGGAGAGAGUGCGGCCCCACAUCUUGCCUUCUCGGCCGUCGGGCAUUCAGCGCCACGCACGUCGAGCUACAGCAGAAGUGGGUGAGUCCCGGAGCCGCGCCCGGCACAGAGCUGCCCUGUCCUACCCGUGGCAGUCGCCGCCAUGGCCUGGCUGGUGGCGCUGGGCGCACUGCUGUGCAUGCUGCGCGUCGGGUUUGGCACCCUGGACUCCGAGGGCUUCCUGAUCCCGGCGCCUCAUAACUGCCCCUACAAAUGUGUGUGCGCUGCCGACCUUCUGAGCUGCGCAGGCCUUGGGCUGCAGGACGUGCCGGCCGCGUUACCUGCCGCUGCUGCAGACCUCGACCUGAGCCACAACGCACUCCAGCGCCUGCGCCCCGGCUGGUUGGCGCCCCUCUCCCGGCUGCGCGCCCUGCGCCUAGGUCACAACGAGCUGGAUAUGCUAGGUCGCGGAGUCUUCACCAAUGCCAGCGGCCUGCGGCUGCUCGAUUUAUCUUCUAACGCGCUGAGGGCGCUUGGCCGCCACGACCUCGAUGGACUGGGGGCGCUGGAGAUGCUGUUUCUGUUCAAUAACCGCCUGGCGCACUUGGACGAGCAUGCCUUCCGUGGCCUGGGCGCGCUCAGCCGGCUCUACCUGGGCUGCAACGAACUCGCGUCCUUCUCUUUCGACCACCUGCACGGUCUGGGCGCAACCCACCUACGUACUCUGGAUCUCUCCUCCAACCGCCUGGGACGCAUUCCCAUACCUGACCUGGCUGCACUGCCGGCCUUUCUCAAGAAUGGCCUUUACUUGCACAACAACCCUUUGCCCUGCGACUGCCGCCUCUAUCACCUGCUACAGCGUUGGCAUCAGCGGGGACUGACUGCUGUGAGCGACUUCGCACAUGAGUACAUGUGCCUGGCCUUCAAGGUACCCACAUCCCGCGUGCGCUUCUUUGAGCAUAGCCGCAUCUUUGAGAACUGCUCAGCUGCCCUGGCUUGGGGCCUAGAGCGGCCUGAAGAGCAGCUGCAUGUGCAGGUGGGUCGGUCGCUGAGGCUACACUGCAACACCAGUGCCCCGGCCUUGCGCAUUGCCUGGGUCUCACCACAGCAUGAACUGCUUGUGGCACCAGGCUCCCGCAACGGGAGCAUUGCAGUGUUGGCUGAUGGCAGCUUGGCCAUUGGCAACGUGCAGCCAUGGCAUGAGGGUGUCUUUGUGUGCCUGGCUACCGGGCCCCGUCUGCAUCACAACCAGACACAUGAGUACAAUGUGAGUGUGCACUUCCCACACCCUGAGCCUGAGGCUUUCAACACAGGCUUCACCACGCUGCUGGGCUGUGCCGUGGGCCUGGUGCUCGUGCUGCUCUACCUGUUUGCACCACCCUGCCCUGGCUGCCGCCGCUGCUACCAUCGCACCUGCUGCUGCUGCUGCCGCCGCUGGCCCCAAACACCCAGCCCACUCCAGGAACUGAGUGCACAUUCCUCGGUACUCAGCACCACGCCACCUGAUGCACCCAGCCGCAAGGCCAGCGUCCACAAGCAUGUGGUCUUUCUGGAGCCAGGCAGGAGGAGCCUGAAUGGUCGUGUGCAGCUGGCCAUAGCUGAGGACUUUGAUCUCUAUAAUCCCAUGGGCCUGCGGUUCAAGACUGGGUCUGAGUCCGCUAGCUCCACAGGCUCUGAGGGUCUGGUGAUGACCUAGGCUGCCCAGGGCCCCUACCCAGGCCAUUGCCUGCCUGCUGCUUACCCUGCUCUCUGCUGCUGCCCAGAAAACUGCCAGAUGCUGAUGGGAAGCACUGGGCUUGGUCCCCCAGCCUCCUGUGUGAGCCUCAACCUAAACCACAGCAGCCCCACUCACCGAUAGAGGGGUUGGGGUCCUCAUCCUCUCUCCUGUUCCACCCCAGCAAAGAACCCAAAGGACCCAGGCCAUAGAGGGCCUGCUUGUGCCUUCUUUCCUUGGGACCUCCUGGUGCCUAAAUGUCCCAUGAAGAUUGGAACCAAGGCCCACCUGGAAGAGCCCUUGGAUUAGAACCCCAGGUCCACCCUCAGGGGCUGAAGCAGCUAUCAAGGAGUGGUGAUGAAGAACUGAAGCAUAAACACCUUUCCUUUUCCAGGGGGUAGGAAGAGAGUGGGCCCACAGGGUAAGAGGAAGAGAGGCCAGAAGAAGACCUAGCCCCUACCCCCAGGGUCGAAGGAGGAAACAAGCCCUCCCUCUGGUGAAAUAGGACUCCCCAUGCCCCAACAUCCCACCUACUUCAAGCUUCACAACUCCAGGUAGAGUCUGGUGGGCAGGCAUGAAGCAGCCAAGGCCCCUUAAGAGACCCUUGGAGCCUCACCAAGCCCUGGCCAGAGUGGCCUGCUCCCUCUGGCCAGGGGCAUCAUCCACAGGCCACUGUGAGGGCAAAGCCUCUCCCAUGGGCUCACGAGACAGCAGUAAGGGGCACGAUGGCCUGUGCCCACAGCUUUUCAGCAGUAAAAAGCCUGCUAAGCAUGGCUGAGAUGGGAGGGCCGAGCCGGAACUCACUGUCCCUUGAGGGUAGAAGCCUCUUAAGGGCUGGCACUGGUCUCAGUCUAAUGGCUGAGGCAAUGCCCUGGCUUCAUAUGUAUCUCACCACUCCCACUGCAGGGAGGCAGGGAAGGGGGUCUUGGAACCCCUCCUGUGUCUGGGCUGAGCGGGGGCCAUCACAAGUGUCCUGGAUUCAGCUGUCAUGGAGUUUCUUAAUAAAGGUAGUACAUGCUCAUUGCUGGAGCCUUUGCA
Equus quagga is the source of this 3352-nucleotide messenger RNA. RefSeq names its product adhesion molecule with Ig like domain 3 (gene AMIGO3). Gene Ontology annotation, biological process: brain development. The transcript has a single exon. Bases 764 to 2296 code for a protein of 510 amino acids. Gene Ontology annotation, molecular function: protein binding. The record is from RefSeq and is a predicted model, not a curated record. Lineage: Eukaryota; Metazoa; Chordata; Mammalia; Perissodactyla; Equidae.